UAAUGAUAGCCACACAGGAAUUUAUAGUUUCUGCAACACAAAACUAUUUAUCCGCAAGAAAAAAAUCUCUAUCCAUUUCGAGAAGUUUAGACCUGUUUACUCAGGUGUUGGCUGUAGAUUUAGGAUUAAAACCUGCUCUCCUUUAUGAUGCUAACAGUGCCAGUUCAGAGCAGGUGCAGCAGUACUUAAACUUCCUGCAGUCUUCACAGAUGGUGUCAAAAUCACUGUUCACAUUAGAUUUAAAUGGCAACACCCUGAUAGUGAACCAAGACUUUUCUUUAUUACACUUGAAUGAAAUAUUAAGUUGCGGCAGUGUGGUGGUAGUUAAUGUGUCUCACUUGCUAAAAGCACCUGUUUUAUUUGACCCAUCUAGAGGAGAGUUAAUGAAUGUGGUACAAAAACUACAGGUCCUAAUUCAAGGAUAUAAGCAACAUGAUGCACCCAAACCUCUAUAUGUUGGAGAGCAUUGUGAAGACUGGAAUCUCUGUACAGUCUUCGGUGCAUUACUGGGUUAUCCAGUUACUUACUGGUUCGAUCAGAGCAAGAGCUUCGAGAACUGUCUAUCUAUGACCCCUUUAAUGGUUACUACAGCUUCAGCAAUGCGGCAAACAGAUAAUGCCAGUCACAGCUGUUGUCUGUUCUCCUUCAGUGUCCCAGUGGAUUUGUUUCAAAGGUCACAGUCUAUCCUCAAGCGCUGGAACAAUAGACUUCAAGAGCGUUUUGAAAAGCAACAUGUGCUUACAGAUCUCACUAUUUGUCAAACAACAGUGACAAUGGCAUCAGUUUGUCUUUGAGUAUAUAAAUUGUACAAUGUAUUGCCAUCAUUGAUCAUUAAAUGGGAUCCAGUGUUAAAACUUU
Molecule: messenger RNA, 858 nt
Organism: Boleophthalmus pectinirostris (great blue-spotted mudskipper)
Lineage: Eukaryota; Metazoa; Chordata; Actinopteri; Gobiiformes; Gobiidae
Gene: cunh1orf74
Product: chromosome unknown C1orf74 homolog
Exons: 1
Coding region: 3-794 (263 amino acids)
Source: RefSeq, a predicted model, not a curated record